Molecule: messenger RNA, 6898 nt
Organism: Cottoperca gobio
Lineage: Eukaryota; Metazoa; Chordata; Actinopteri; Perciformes; Bovichtidae
Gene: mast3a
Product: microtubule associated serine/threonine kinase 3a
Biological process (GO): intracellular signal transduction; peptidyl-serine phosphorylation
Molecular function (GO): magnesium ion binding; protein serine/threonine kinase activity; protein binding
Source: RefSeq, a predicted model, not a curated record
GGUGGCCACCUUUUUCGGGGCUGGCCGUGUAGCUCACCCCGGGGAGGAGGAGCUGGUGCUGGUGGUGGUUCAGAAGGAGUAAGCAGCAGCAGCGGCAGCAGCGAGGAGGACAGUAUCCACGCUCCUGGGGAGAGGACGGAGCGCAGUAUGGGCUGACCGGUCGGAGAUUCGCUUUGUGUUUUUUGUUUAUUGUCUUCAAUGAUGGAUGAGCCGAAUAUCCUGAGACGCCGUGGUCUACAGAAAGAACUGAGUCUUCCUCGCAGGGGAAAUGUUUCACGUAACAACAAGAGAAGGAGUUUGGCGGUUGGGACCCCGUCGCCCACGCUCUCACGACCUCUUUCACCUCUCCCACUUACCACAGCUGGCAGCAGCCCUUCAGAAAGCCCCAGAAAUGUCUCUGCCAGCACCUCUGCCAAUUUCCAGUUUGCUCGCAGCCAACUGGCCCGCACUGAAAGAGCGGAUGGACGAAGGUGGUCUGUGGCGUCAGUUCCCUCGUCUGGAUACUGCACCAAUGCACCCAGUUCAUCAGUAUCUUCCUCUUCUUCCCAGGAGUUAUUGCACCAGUUGCCCUUUCAGCCCACACAAGAUGAUCUCCACUUCCUGUUCAAACAUUUCCGGAGCACGGAGAGUGUGGCGGAUGAAGAAGGAGCACACGCCUCGCCCCCUGUCAGGCUCCGCUCACGCAGUCUCAGCCCUGGACGGACCUGUGGAACAUUUGACAAUGAAAUUGUCAUGAUGAAUCAUGUCUACAAAGAACGCUUUCCUAAGGCGACAGCCCAGAUGGAGGGUCGGCUGCUCGACAUCAUUGCAGAGUGUUCCCCAGGCUCUGCUCUGCCCCUGGCUGAUGGUGUGCUGGGAUUUAUUCAGCACCAGCUGGUGGAGCUCGCCAGAGACUGUCUGGACAAGUCUCUGAAAGGCCUGGUCACCUCCAGGUACUUUGUGGAGCUGCAGGAGCAACUGGAGAAGCUGCUGCACGAGGCGUAUGAGCGUUCCGAGAGCGAGGAGGUGACUGUCAUCACCAAACUGGUCAAGAAGAUUCUCAUCAUCAUCUCCAGGCCCGCCAGGCUCCUGGAGUGUCUGGAGUUUGAUCCAGAGGAGUUUUACCAGCGUUUGGAGGUUGCAGAGGGUCAAGCCAAAGUCGGCCACGGCAUCAAAACUGAUAUUCCCAGAUACAUCAUCAGCCAGCUCGGCCUCACCAGGGAUCCCUUGGAAGAGAUGGUCCACCUGGAGCAGACGAGUCCAAGUCACAGAGCGGUCUGCAGAGAGUCUGAUGACACGGGAGAGGCUACAUCACAGAGCCGGACAGCCUGCACCCCUCCUCGUAGGAAACCGCUGGAGAGCGACUUUGAGACCAUCAAGCUCAUUAGCAAUGGCGCCUAUGGGACUGUGUUUCUGGUGCGCCACAAGGAAACUCGCCAACGCUUUGCCAUGAAGAAGAUCAACCGGCAGAACCUGAUGCUUAGGAAUCAAAUCCAGCAGGUGUUUGUGGAACGAGACAUCCUCACCUUUGCUGAAAACCCUUUUGUGGUUUCUAUGUUCUGCUCUUUUGAGACGCGGAGGCACCUCUGCAUGGUCAUGGAGUAUGUGGAAGGUGGGGAUUGUGCCAACCUAUUGAAGAACAUCGGUCCCCUGCCUGUGGACAUGACUCGGCUGUAUUUUGCUGAGACUGUCCUGGCUUUGGAGUACCUUCACAACUACGGCAUCGUACACAGAGACCUCAAACCCGACAAUUUGUUAAUCACCUCCAUGGGACACAUUAAGCUGACAGACUUUGGGCUGUCAAAGAUCGGUCUAAUGAACAUGACCACCAACUUGUAUGAAGGACAUAUCGAAAAGGAUACCAGGGAGUUCAUCGACAAACAGGUGUGUGGAACUCCAGAGUACAUUGCUCCAGAGGUGAUCCUGAGGCAGGGCUAUGGGAAGCCAGUAGACUGGUGGGCUAUGGGCAUCAUCCUUUAUGAGUUCUUAGUGGGCUGUGUGCCUUUCUUUGGAGACACACCAGAACAGCUCUUUGGUCAGGUAGUCAACGAUGACAUCAUCUGGCCAGACGGGGAGGACGCUCUGCCAGCUGAUGCCCAGGACCUUAUCACCAGACUGCUGAGACAGACCCCUCUGGACCGCCUGGGAACAGGUGGAACCACUGAAGUGAAGAUGCACAUGUUCUUCCUGGGUCUGGACUGGAACGGCCUCCUUAGACAGAAAGCUGAAUUCAUACCUCAACUAGAGACUGAGGAGGACACCAGUUACUUUGACACCCGAUCAGAGCGCUACUGUCACCUGGACUCAGAUGACGAUGAUGAAACCAACGAUGAUGAAUCAUCCCUGGAGCUCCGACAGUUCUCCUCUGUGGCCCACCGCUUCAGCAAGGUGUACAGCAGCACGGAGCAUCUGUCCACCUCCACGCCGUCCAACCAGAGCCUGUCGUCAUCAGAGCGAAGCCAUAGCGAGGAGAAGGAGGAGCGAUGGGAAAGCAGAGGAGUCCUCUCCCCCGGCGAUGGACACAAACAAUUGGCUAGUGGAGACAGGAGGGCAGAUGGACACAGGGGGAGUCUGCGUCCUCGUGCUUCGUCAAGCUCCUCCCAGUCAGAGCGCAGCGCCAGCCCGCUAGUGAUGAACAGCACCCAGAGCCUCGACAUCAUGCCUCGCUUCGCCAUUUCUGCCGAGGAGGAAGACGGGAUGGUUUCCAACCUGCGGCGCAUUCGGCUCCGGAGCAACAGCACAGGCACCAGGCCGUCCUUCCGAAGAGGGGCGUCCCGGCGCAUCGCCCACCAGCUGGAGACUCCGGAGAAACCCAGAUCCCCAGCUGGAAAAGUCCCCAAGUCUGCCUCCGUCUCUGGCCUGUCCCUCAUCAUCACCCCAGAUGACUCCGCUGGCCCUCCUACGAGCCCCAAAUCGUCCUUGUCCCUGUCGUCCAACCCCUCGUCCAGAGACUCGUCCCCCAGCAGGGACCUCUCUGUCAACAUCAGCUGCCUCAGGCCUCCUGUGGUCAUCCACAGCUCUGGGAAGAGGUUUGGCUUUGCGUUGCGAGCUAUCAGAGUCUACAUGGGAGACAGUGACGUCUACACUGUUCACCACAUGGUCUGGUGUGUUGAGGAAGGCAGUCCAGCACACGAGGCAGGAUUAAGAGCUGGUGACCUCAUCACUCACGUCAACGGGGAGUCGGUCCAGGGACUCGUCCACACUGAGGUGGUGGAGCUCCUGCUGAAGAGUGGCAACAGGGUGACUCUGCAGACUACUGCUCUGGAGAACACUUCUAUCAAGGUGGGCCCUGCCAGAAAAUCGAGCUACAAGGCCAAAAUGGCCCGCCGCAGCAAAAAGAGCAAGAGGAAGGACGGACAGGACAGCCGACGACGUAGCAUCUUGAAGAAGCUGUCUAAGCACACGCCGCCUCCGCCCAUGCAGAGCAGUCGUAGCUUCUCUUCUGGUUUCCACCAGUCAUCUAGCGACAGCCUCUCCGGCUCCCCCACGCAGAGUCUCUCUCCUGGGCCGUCUACGCCUUGUCGCUCUCCUGCUCCUGAUCACUCCGGAGAUUCAAGUUCCUCUCCUUGCUCCAGCUCCCCUAACUCGCCUGUUCCUCAGCCCCGUCCCAGUUCCCUACAUGUCUUGGGUCGCUACACCAAAGCUGGCCGCUGCAAGUCCACUACCAGUAUCCCUCCUUCACCGCUGGCCUGCAUCCCGCCUCCUCAGCCCCUCUCGCCUCAGUGCUCUCCAUCCUGCCUCCCCAGUCACCCCAAGUCCCUACAGGGUUUCCAUGGCAAGACAUUGUCCCCUCCCACUAUCACCCGCCACUCUGUGCGUCCCCGCAGUGCAGAACCGCCACGCUCACCGCUGCUCAAGAGGGUGCAGUCAGCAGAGAAGCUGACAGGAGACAAAACGGGGGGAUACCAUGCAGAGAGGAAGGCCUACAGCACCCGCCGCCACACCAUGGAGGUGCCUCUGUCUGAGGGGGAGGGGCUGGAGGACAUGGAGGGGGACACCGCCACCGGGUUCGUCUGUGUGGGUGAGCACGGCCGUCAGGGUCUUUACAUAGGAGGGCAGAGAGGCUACCAGGACACAGCCAGCGGAGGCAGUGAGCACUACCGCGCUUCUGCCUCACCGCAGCACCGCGGCAGCAACCACCACUCCAAUGAGGUUGUGGUGAUGAGGAAGCUGGCGCUGUCUGAGCGAAGGGACUCCUUCAAGAAACAGGAAGCUGUGCAGGAAGUGAGUUUUGAUGAUUUGGAGGAGAGAGAGGCGACCCCGAGCCCAAUGCUUCCUGUCACGCAGCCGAAGGCAUUCAAGGCGUCCUGGAUCAACUCGGACAAGUCUGAAUCCGCUGGAAAGCUGGAAGGAAGAGGAUCACAGGGUACAACAACACCACCGCAGAAAACCAAGUCAAAAGACAAAGAAGGGUUUUAGUUGUAUUACUUUGCCAGGGAUAACAGGUCAAGAAAGAGUCUCACUGAGGAGGAGACUGAAAAGUGAAGAUGAGUCCUUUGACCUGCUACUGUAACUUACAUUUGAAGGCCUUGCAUGUGUCCAGAAAACUGUGACCAAGUCCCAAAUCAUCACAAGCAACUGCUUGAAGACGGAAGAGCAAAUGAACAUCCAUGUUUCUCAGUAAUAUAUGCAUCCUGCAACACUGUUAACAGAAUAAUGACUGCCAAACUAUGUUCACUUCCUAGUUGCUUGUUUUCUCUCUUGGUUCUCAAAUCACUGUGGCACCUGUAACUGAUGUAUUUUGUAAAUACCUUUUGUUUUAAAUGAAGAAAACUUAUUUAUGAAUUUGUAUGCUCAUCGUUUUUUUUUUUGGGUUGCUGAAAAUGCCAUGGAUGCUUCAGCUGCUCUGACACAAAAGAAAAGCCAUGCAACAACUUCUCCGUGUGGUUUUACAGUAGGUGCAGAAAAGGGCAGGUACCAUCAGUCAUAUUGUACCAUAUUUCUUUUAAUACCUCAAUGCCUGUCUAGAAUUGGGUGUUGUUUCGUGUUCAGAUUGAGUCUUUAAAACAAACUAACGGUGUUUGUCCUGUGACAUAUAAUGUACUAUAGAAUUUCAGAAGAACUUCUUCGCUGCCUCAUACAGAUUGUGGUGGCGACCAUUUGGACUCAUCAAUCCUGAACACAGGCCUUGUAUAAACAUUUUUAAAGGACAAAAAUGUCAACAUCUCAAUGCUCUGAAGCCUAGCUGUGGUGCCAAAGCAUGGCUUAGCCAUAGGAACCAUUUAAAAAGAGGUACUGUAGUUGUACAUAAGAAGCUUCAUGCAUGCAUGGGCUCUACUUCCACUUCCUGUCUGUCCUGUAAAAAAACAAAGUGUGUCACUCUUCUAGCGCUGGUUUAAAUCAUAACCUGAUCAACAUACAGGUGUGUAGAUAAAGCUUUGUGACUACCUUCAGAAACCAGGCUGUAGUCUCUGUCCCCCUUGUUGAAUCAAGCCUCCGUCCAGCUCCUCUUCACAAACCUAGUCUAGCUUAAGUGUUUGCACAAGUUGUCAUAGCCGUAUAACAGUUAGAGCACAUUUAUAUUUCAGGACGAUUUCCUUCUCCGUAGGAUUAACAAAUUAUACAGUGGAUGCCACAAACAAAGCUGGCUCUCUUGGCUGUUUUUUUUUAUUUUUUAUUAAUGCGUGUCAUGAAUGAAUGUUUACAUUUUAGUGCAAAUAUGUGUGUGGUCAUGGUUUUUUGUUAAAUUAUUAAGAAAAAAAUGAAUGACAGGAAAUUCAACCAGAGGCCCUGAGUGGAUGAAGGAAUGAGUAGAGGGGAUCUCCUUUUGUAUAUUUUGAUAAGGAAACAGUCUUGUUGCAGUACUAAUAACCUAUGCUGUUGAUGUGUAUUGUAUAAACAAUGGUGGACCUUAUAACAGCUGUUGAUGGUGUUUUUUGAAAGUGACCUUGUAAGGGUAAAUGGACUCAGAUACAUUGUGUAAUGUCACUUAUAUAUGGCAGGGUCUUAAUCUUAUGUUGCGAUCAGCCUCAAAGGAUUGUGCAUGCUUCACAUCCCAGUAUAAUAUUCCCACAAUUAAAAUAUGUUUUUUCUCUUUUACUAAAAUGUGAUGCUCAGUCCCUGAUUUGAGAUGUAAAAUUAGAGUUUUGUUAAGAGAUGUGAACAUAUAGCAUUUGGUUAUCAGCUUCUAUUAUUUUCUAUUUUGUUCCUAUUUUGAAUCAUUUUUUUAAAUUGUUUUCAUUCAUUCUGAUCAGCAACCAAAAGCUGCUUUCAAUCUUAUUUCAAAUUAAUUUGUUACCAAGAUGAAACUUGUCCUGUUUUCUAUGUUUUAUGAAGACACACAUCUGUAUUUUGCAGAGAUGAGGGAACUGUUGAUGUGGGAAUUUAUAAUGGAUGUUUAGCACAUACUAAGCCUUGAACGGUGCUUAUAGAUUGUGGGGGUUCAAAUUAGACGUUUUAAAAGUUUGCUCGUUGUACUUUGGGGGAAAAAAAAACUGUCUGUAGGAUUUAUCACUGAAUAUCUGAUGCAAUAUACAUCUUGGUAUGCUCUUAAGAUUUGAUCUUUUUUUUUGUAACCCACUAAGCUGUCAUAGUAUCUCUUGACCUUCAGUUAAGUAUCAUCAUGUUAUACUUUUCUGAAUCAAGACCUCAUUUUGUGGAGAUAUCAGCAGCAGUCCAUGUUUGCUGUUUGGCAUCACGCAUCGAAAUGAAGCUCCAGUGUGUGUUUGUGAUGAACUCAGUUUUCACAAGGGGUCUCAACUGUCAUUCACCAUCAUUUCCACACUUAUUUUAGUGUGUUUGUGUGUUGAAAGUUGUUGCUCUCCAUUCAACCCCUUGUCCCUAAAUGACAAACUGGCCUUUAUGAAAUUCCUACCAUGUGGGGUAUCUGAUGCAGACUCGUGUGACAUUGUUUUUUUAUUGUCUUAACAGUGCUUGAAAUAAAUGCAUUGCAAAAGGACUACAAGUCCAGGACUACAAA